AUGAUGUUGACCGUUGCUUCAGGCCGAUGUGCGCCCACGCUUCUCGAAGACCUGACCCUCCACAAUCUUGAUCGGCCGUCUCCUCCAGGCUUCAAUCUCAUCCGGGACAAUGUCCUCAGCUUCUCUCGGGGCCAGACCCUAAGCGCUUUCCUUCAUCCCCAUAAUUGUCGCCAUGUGUUCUGGACAAAGCCGCGACAGUCAGACUUGCCAGCACUUGAUGAGCUGCCGGACUCGCAUACAAAAUGGUCCGUUGCAGCGGUCUGCGGAAAGUGUCGGACACACCUGAACCUCAACAUAGACUACUCGGAUGGAUGGCAGCCAUCCCCAUGUCCUAAUACCGAAAAUCCACUGCACCACUUCGUUCGAGCGCAAUGGAAGGAAGCUGCCGCGAGGCGCGUUUGGGAAGAGAGGAUGUUGGGUAGUCCAGCAGAAAUCACGGUUUUCCAAUGUUCCGCAAAAGGCUGCUCUGCCAGACUGACUGUCCGAUAUACCCCUCCGGUGCUUCAAGACGACGUUGUCCACACCUUGACUGAUCGGGAAAUCCUGAGACAGCGAUCCGAGGCCGCAUUCAAGGCAAAUGAGGGUAACACCCAAGGCAUGAAGCAGCCUACCAUUAUCGAUGUCCUCAGCGAUCUUCGGGUGUACAUCUCCAAUGCCUGGAAUAAGGGCCAGGCGCGGAGAGCCAUUAACAUGACAAAUAAGCGGUUCAUGGUCCGCUUUGGACCGAACGGCGAUGCAUGUAAAGAAGUGCUCGAAACGUUGCGCUUUCAGAGGGAUGUUGCCAACAACUGCUGGCAAGUGCCCGAACCAGAUUUCACCGACUCCAGUCCCCUACAAGAUCCUGUCAAUCUCUUUCUGGAUGAUGUAGAGCAUGAGCUGCUAGCAUUGAUGCUUAGCCGUCCGGCGGAAGAGCUCCAAAAUCUUAAUGACCUGCGUGCUGGUCCAUUGGCAACUCGAGAUCUCCAGCGACUUUGUUCGGCUCAAGAUUAUGAGACAGCUAUGUUCAGCCGUACUAACAAGGCCGAUCCCUCUCAGCGUCCCGCUGCGUAUGUUGGCCUGGGAAUCGUUCCAGAUGCGGCCGACAGGCUUAUUCAGUAUGCAUAUCAGCGUCAAGUCGCCAACGACGAAAGCAACGUACCUUAUUAUUUCGAGUUCUUGCGCGACAUCGCACUCGAGAGGAGGAGUGAGAUCCUGCAAACGGAGGUCAGCAUGGAAGAGUCGAUGGGUCGCUUCUCUGCGAAGGCUCUUGAGCAGGCUUUCUCGUCGUUCGGUAUCUCGAGACAUGAUACACUUGACGACGACAACAUCAUUGGUAUGUUUCAAUCAAGGGCAAUGGAUAUGCCGGCGCAUGAAAGUGAACUCCGACAAAGCCUGCGCAUUGUCGGGGCAUGGCGUCGGAGCCACAAGAUCCUCGCUAUUGCCGACAAUGUCAUGAACACACACGAGCAAGCGCUGCAAUUCCUAGGUGCCGAUCCCGCUGUUUCAGAUGAUUACAUUCAAGCUCUCUUCACUUCCAAGAUUGUGGAGAACAAAGCCAUGGAAGAGCAAGCCAAAAAAGCUGUUCGCCUGAUCGCUCAAAACCGCAACAGUAUCCUUCUCAACAGGUGGAUCAACUCUAAUUUCUCCGGCGACCUCAAUAUGUUGGCACCCGAAGGCUACCAGGCGCUCAGUUUGAACGAAGACGUUGACGACGAGACGGUGAAGGUCAGCUAUGAAUUCAAUAUUAUGGAACAGCCUGAAAAUCGAGAGUACUAUGCGAAGGCAUUGGAGGCCAUUGCCAUCCAACGGAACAGCUUUGUCUUGAGAGACCUACUCCAAGGGACUGCCCGUCCAACACAAGAAGUGGUCGGUCGAGAUGACGAACCUGUUGGUCUCGACAAUAUUGGCAACACCUGUUACCUCAAUAGUCUGCUCCAGUUUCUCUUUACCGUGGCCGAGCUUCGGAGAAUCGUCCUUGACUUCGACCAGUUCAAGAUGGAUAUCACGGAUGCAAAGAUGGCCAACAAAAAAGUUGGGCAACGUCAAGUCACCAGACGUGAGGUCCAGACUGCGCAAGACUUUGUCAACAAUCUUGGUCAACUCUUUCGAGGCAUGAUCGAGUCCUCAAGCUCCACCAUCAAACCAGCAAAGGAGUUGGCGCGUCUCACUCUGGAAACGCAUGGGGCUCAAGAGAGGAUGCGGCGAAGAUCCACUCUGAUGAGUGAUCGCCCUAGCUUGGGCCAUCUCGACAGCCAACCAGUGUUCGGUCCCCAGCCAAAUCCUGACCAAAAACAAGCUCCUGUGAUGGAAGAUUCUACCGUAAUGGAAUCUCCUGCUCAAGAAGAGCCAACUGCGAUGCAAGUCGAUGACCCAAAUCAGAACAGCGACUCUUCUCUUCAGUAUGACAAGAGCGACAAUUCUAGCGAGGCGACCCUUGUAUCAAGGCCCGCAACCCCAGGAACUCCAGUUACGGUGGAGCAACAGAAAGAGUUAUUGGACAACAAGGAGAACCUGUCGCCAACGAAGCUGGAUGAAUCUCCGAAGCAUGGAGACCUCGAAGGGGAGCAUCCCGAACCGCUGGCGCCCGCAUCGCCCUCCAAAGUCAAUUCACAAGCCGGAGCAUUAGCCAAACAUCAAAAGGACAGAGAACCAUAUACAGAUACCGUGGAGCCUAUUGAAGCCACACCGAAGUAUGCUCCUCCGCCUGGCAAACCGCCUCCAGUCCCACCUCGGAAACCAGCCGAGCCCACCACCGACAUUCUCGAAGAGUAUGCCCGACAACAAGACGUGACUGAAGUGAUAGCGCACUGUCUUUUUCAAUUUUCUUGCGCUAUUCGUGGUACAGGCGUCGAUGCCUCCGGCGAACAACUCGAUGAAGUACACGAUACCUUCUUUGGACAAAAUGUCAUCCACACGGUUCCUGAGAAGGAGGCUCCUGCGCCAAUUCAGUUCAAUAACAUCAUCACUCGUGUUGCCAACAAGCCCAAGGAUGUUUAUGAUGCCCUUGACAGUGAACUAGAUCUCACAGAACGUGAGGGUGGCUCAAAGGCAUUCAUCUCGAUCUCAAGGCUACCACCAAUCUUCAGUAUGGCUCUUGACCGAGUAGCUUGGGACAAGACUGCUAAGAGGCCAAUGAAGCAAGAUGAUCACGUCCAAAUUCCCGAAAGGAUCUACUUAGAUCGGUAUCUCGAAGCUGAACCGAACUCUAAUCUCAUGGAGCGCCGUAAGCAGAGUUGGGCCAUGAAGUCAGAACUUGCAGGACUCAUCGAUCGUCGCGACAAGCUGGAGACCAAGGUUGCCAAUGGGCGUGAUCUGCCUACGUUGUUUGCAGAUGCAAAGUUGGCGCUGGAAUACUUGCAGACCAAUCCCGACUUCACCUCUCCAGACUCAGACUCCGACGAAGAUCUGGAACGGCUACUCGAUCCAACGAUCGCCGUAGCACUGGGGGCGCUUGCAGAUGAUCUGGCGGUUGAGCUCAAGUCCGUGAAUACGCGGAUUGCGUAUAUUGAGCAACAGUUGAAGGAGUCGUUCGCCGAUAUGCGUGAGCACCCGUACCGUCUACACGCUGCUUUCUUCCAUCGCGGCGGCGCAACUGGAGGCCACUACUGGGUCUACAUCUUCGACCAUGUGAAAGAAUGUUGGCGUCGUUACAACGACGAUCAUGUCAAUGUUGUUAGUGACCUCAAUGAAUUGUUCGGCAAACCUGACGGGACAUCUGGUACUCCGAACCCCUACUUCUUGGUUUAUGUGCGUGAGGACAAGGCAAAGUCUCUCGUCGAGACCGUCAAGCGGGAUAUUGUGUACUCGGCUCCCGAUGGCCCUCCACCUAGUGCCCAAUUAGGUCACUCGGAUGCAGAAGCGUGGAAGUCUGACUCUUGGGCCGGCAAUAGACAACCUCAGAGCCAAAUGGAAGCCAUGCCUCCUGGAGCCGGUCAGGAAAUGAUGGAAAUCAAUGGCGGCGUGGGCGCCUGGAACAGUGAGUGCUCUGACUCUGGCUCUAGCCUUCAAAAAGACAGGCACGGCGUGGAGGACAAGUUCGGGGCUUGGGAUAACAGUCAGCUGACCACCGAUCGAAGGAUCAACUGGUGA
Cyphellophora europaea CBS 101466 is the source of this 4068-nucleotide messenger RNA. RefSeq lists its product as uncharacterized. The record is from RefSeq and is a predicted model, not a curated record. The transcript has 3 exons. Gene Ontology annotation, molecular function: proteasome binding; cysteine-type deubiquitinase activity. Gene Ontology annotation, biological process: protein deubiquitination; regulation of proteasomal protein catabolic process; proteasome-mediated ubiquitin-dependent protein catabolic process. Bases 1 to 4068 code for a protein of 1355 amino acids. Lineage: Eukaryota; Fungi; Ascomycota; Eurotiomycetes; Chaetothyriales; Cyphellophoraceae.